This is a messenger RNA of Centruroides sculpturatus (bark scorpion), 1711 nucleotides long. RefSeq lists its product as uncharacterized. NCBI's taxonomy places the organism in Eukaryota, Metazoa, Arthropoda, Arachnida, Scorpiones, Buthidae. The transcript has 2 exons. The coding region runs from base 95 to 1237 and encodes 380 amino acids. Gene Ontology annotation, biological process: neurogenesis. The record is from RefSeq and is a predicted model, not a curated record. Gene Ontology annotation, cellular component: cytosol.
ACAAAUUAUUAUAUCAGAAGCUCAGUUAAAUAAAGUCCUCAGCAGGCAUUUGGAACAUCACAUCACAUAUUUUGAAAAUUCGAAAGUACUGUUUAUGCCUUAUCCAAUCCGGACCAUCAGACAAUUCGUUAAUUAUGUACAGACGGACGAUCCCAGAUUGAGCUCUAUUACAAACGCUUUCGAUCUGUAUCAUCUGAGUUCAAGAUACGAGUUAGACCAUUUAAGAAAGAAAUGUAGAUCAUUUAUCAUUCGGAAAAUAAACGUGAAUACCGUGUGUUUAAUCCACGAUUUUGCACGUGAGAUCGGUGAUAUGCUCAUAACUUAUUAUUGCUGGCAAGCUUUCGACGAACACGGAGAAGUACUAUUUACAACAGUCGACUUUAAGUGUUGUAAAAUUGCAACAAUUGAUAGACUGCUAUCUCGAGCGAUAUACGAAUAUGUCAGUAAAUUGCGUUUACUCCGAGCCGUGUAUCAGUGGAGCAUAGAAGAAGUUAAAAGAAAAUUGGGUUCAGACAACUUCCAUUCGAUGAAUGAAGAAUCGAAAAGGAAUGCAAUAAGAAAUGUAAUGGAACUAUUUAUUGGAAAAGUCAGAUUUCUUGUCAUGAAUGAAGACGAAUUGCAAUCUUGUGUUUUUACAAUGAACUUGUUAAGCGAAGUAGAAAAAAGUCAUAUCUGGCAUGCUUUUAAAUAUAAUUAUUAUUCCUUGUAUCCCAGUUACUUCAGUCGAGAAACGAACAAGAACAAGCUAAUUAUUUAUGUACGAGAACAAGCUAAUUAUUUUAGCUUGUUCUCGUACAUAAAUCGUGGAGAUCCUUCUCUGGUCUCAAUCAGAGAGAUGAAAGGUUACAUAUAUUUUAGCAGCGAAGUAGUUGUAAGAGAAGAUUGUUUCGUCACGGCCCUUCGAUUUCCGUUAAAGCUUAGCGAACGUUUUCCAAUGUACGUAUACGCGUAUAUUAACAAUUUGGACAACGAACAGUUUCCGUUUGACACCGUUUGCAAUUCAGAGGGAGUAGCAGAACUGCAAACGAAGUAUUAUCUAGAAAAAUAUUGGUCAAUUCGUUUCUUUGCUUUCUUUUAUCUCGCUGAAAAUGUCGAACCCGAUAUCGAGUUUUCACCUGAACUGAGUUACUUUGUGAGCGACGAAGGAACAGAUGCAAGGAGAUUUGAAGACAAAAUUCUAAUCGGUGACAGAAACCUUAUCAAUAAUAUUUACUUUUCGGUUGAUUUAUAUUUUUGAAGUCAAAAGUUUACUUGGAAAAAAGCGAAAUCUGAACCAGAAUAUAAUGUAAAGUUAAAUUCGAAUAUGAUUAUUUGUUACGGGUAUCACUGUAAAAUGAAUUUAUUGGGUUUACGAAAAACAAAAUUUAAAUAUAAAGUGCUUAUUAAUGUAACUUUUCUAUGUCAAAAGUAUAUUGUCAUUACACGAGUUGCUUAUAAUACAAAAUUUAGUAUUUACAAAUAUAUCAUUAUUAAUUAAGAACGUUUAUAAUUGUCAGCAUUUGAAUGAUAAUUUCGUACGUGACUUCAUUUUUUAUCGCAGUAGAUGUUCAAGAAAAAAAUAUAAUUACAAUCUUACAGUAUUAAUGUUUUCUUUCUUCAUGCUAAUGACGAUAGAAAUAUGAAAAGAAGAAUUUUCGUCUAAAUGGAAGAGCUAUUCGAUAUCCACAUUUGAUUACAAAUAAUUAAACAGUAGCAAUAAUAAAUUGUGUUG